Molecule: messenger RNA, 1365 nt
Organism: Colletotrichum higginsianum IMI 349063
Lineage: Eukaryota; Fungi; Ascomycota; Sordariomycetes; Glomerellales; Glomerellaceae
Product: FAD binding domain-containing protein
Exons: 1
Coding region: 1-1365 (454 amino acids)
Molecular function (GO): FAD binding
Source: RefSeq, a predicted model, not a curated record
AUGCCCAAUUCGACACACGACGUCUCGGUUGCCGUACGCACACUCACGGCUGGCGCCGACGUCUGGGAUGGCAAGUGCCAGUUCGCCAUCCGCGGUGGUGGUCACACCCCGUUCAAGGGCGCUGCAAACAUGGAGAACGGUAUUGUUCUUGACCUGAAGAAUCUACCUGCUUUGGGGAUCUCUGUGGACCACAAAACUAUCACAAUGAGUCCCAGUCAGACUUGGGACCAAGUCACGGAGCAGCUUGAUCCCUUUGAUCUAAGCACCCUCGGCGCUCGAGUUGCUGGCGUAGGUGUAGGUGGUGCCGUGCUUGGCUGCGGAACGUCCUUUUUCUCUCCCCGCUACGGGUUCAUCUGCGACGUGGUUGAGGAAUUCGAGGUUGUUCUCGCCAACGGAGAUAUCGUCCAAGCCAGCGCGAACCGGCACCCUGAUCUGUGGAAGGCCCUCAGAGGCGGUGCCAACAAUUUUGGCGUCGUCACCGCGAUCACCAUGAAGACAUUUUCCCAGGGCAAAUUUUGGGGCGGCCAAACCUUCCACGACAUCUCCACGCGCAAGGAGCACUUCAAGGCCCACGAGGAUCUCGCAUCUAUGCACCCUUAUGAUCCAUAUGCCCACUACAUCAACAACCUGGUUCUCAGCAACGCAACAAGAAGCUGGUUCAUUGGCAACAGCCUGCAGUACACCAAAAGCAAUCCUCCCGUCGUUGAGCCCGAGGUCUUCAAACCGCUGUUGGCUAUCGAGCAAAAGCCCCUAUUUCCUGGUGGUCCCUCGAACACUAUCCGCGUCUACAAUGUCACAUCAAUCUCUCGCGAGUACGCCGCCCUAGCGACAUAUCCGAAGCGCUGGAUCUUCGCUACGGUCAGUUUUGCUCCUUCGGCAGACAUGAUGGAGGAGUUCUUUCAGAUGGCGGACAAGGCUUUCACGCCUUUGCUAGAUCUUGAUGGUUUCGCAGUUGCCAUGGCUUACCAGCCCAUCCCCAGCGUCAUGUCCGAGCGUCAUGGUGCUGUGGAUUCCCUUGGACCUAUUCAGACACAGGGGAAUAUCAUCUACGUUCACUUGGGCGUCUCCGUCGACGAAGACGAGAAAGACAGUGAUGAAACAAUUGAAAAAACGGUCCAACAGCUCGUCAACGACGCCGAGGCGAAGGCGAAGAAGAUGGGGGAGUACAGAAGCUAUCUUCAAACGACGUACGCCGAGAGCUGGCAGAAUCCCAUUGAGCGCCGAAGCCAGAGCACCUUGGAAGAGCUUCUGGCAACGAGCAACAAGUACGAUCCUCGUCAAGUUUUCCAGAAGCAGGUUCCUGGGGGAUUCAAGCUACCAAAAGUGUCUUACACUGGAGAGGAGGUGAGGGCGGAUCUGAAGUGA